CAUUGAAAGAUGUUUUAAUAAUCAGUGGUGGUGGGCAAAGCGGUCUUUGACAGAAAAUGUUUGCUGCAGAAGACUUUGCGGUUUCCCUAAGCAAUGGACCCAAGGACAACUCUUUUGCGAGUUCUGAAGAAGGUUCCUUAGACAGUGAGCUAUCUAAAGAUACCUCGUGGAUUAUGUGGUUCUGCUCUCUCAAGGGAAACGAAUUUUUCUGUGAAGUUGACGAAGAAUUCAUUCAUGACGACUUUAACCUCACUGGAUUAAGUACUCAGGUGGCUUUUUAUGAGCAUGCUGUCGAUACUAUUUUAGAUUUCGAUAUUCCAGAGGGAGAGUUGGACGAAAGACAGCAAGAACUUGUUGAGGUAGCAGCAGAAACGCUUUAUGGCCUUAUACAUGCUCGUUUCAUCCUUACGGCAAGAGGUUUGCAGCUUAUGCUUGAGAAAUUCAACCGUGCAGAUUUUGGACGAUGCCCCAGAGUGCUAUGUCAUGGUCAGCCUGUUGUUCCAGUUGGACUUUCAGACACUCCACGACAGAAUACAGUGAAAGUGUUUUGUCCUCGUUGUUGGGAUAUUUUCAACCCACGUUCAAGAUCUCACUGUACUCUUGAUGGUGCUUAUUGGGGGACAACUUUUGCUCAUCUUUUUUUCCAUACAUAUCCAGACCGUAUUCCAGUACGUAACAAGGAAACAUAUAUUCCCAGGAUCUAUGGCUUUCGGCUUCAUGAAACGUCCGAAGAGGUACGAAGGAAUCAUGGAGACUGCAUGAGUAGUGGCGAUACGAAUAACGCUGAAUGAGAAAGUAACUCUUUUUGCAGACUUGACAGAGUUUACUAUAUGAUAGAAACUUUGGAAGGACAUACUUUGAGUGAAUGACACACAGUAUGUUCUUUGUUGCAAUUAAAAUGUGAAUCGUAUUUUCUUUUCAGUGCA
This is a messenger RNA of Galdieria sulphuraria, 926 nucleotides long. Its product is annotated as casein kinase 2, beta polypeptide. The transcript is spliced from 2 exons. Gene Ontology annotation, cellular component: cytoplasm; protein kinase CK2 complex. The coding region runs from base 57 to 791 and encodes 244 amino acids. The record is from RefSeq and is a predicted model, not a curated record. Lineage: Eukaryota; Rhodophyta; Bangiophyceae; Galdieriales; Galdieriaceae. Gene Ontology annotation, molecular function: protein kinase regulator activity.